This is a messenger RNA of Carassius carassius (crucian carp), 981 nucleotides long. RefSeq names its product stathmin-like. Gene Ontology annotation, biological process: neuron projection development; microtubule depolymerization; regulation of microtubule polymerization or depolymerization. The record is from RefSeq and is a predicted model, not a curated record. Bases 128 to 574 code for a protein of 148 amino acids. Gene Ontology annotation, molecular function: tubulin binding. Lineage: Eukaryota; Metazoa; Chordata; Actinopteri; Cypriniformes; Cyprinidae. Gene Ontology annotation, cellular component: cytoplasm; neuron projection. The transcript has 5 exons.
ACAAUUUGGUCCUCUUUUGCGCGAACGGUUGAUGCUGAGGCAGAGAGGAAUCUGCGCGCGCGGAGAACUCCAGCUUUAAUUUUAACUGCAACUAAAGGUGUGUAAACCCAUCGAGGUUGGAAGUGCAAUGGCGUCCUCUGGAGAUAUUCAGGUUAAGGAACUGGACAAGCGUGCCUCAGGACAGGCUUUUGAAGUCAUCCUGAGUCCUUCUGCUCCAGAUGCCAAGGGAGAAUUCCCACUUUCUACCCCCAAGAAGAAGGAGGUAUCUCUGGACGAGAUCCAGAAAAAACUGGAAGCGGCAGAAGAGAGACGCAAGAACCAUGAGGCAGAGGUCCUGAAGCACUUAGCUGAGAAACGAGAGCAUGAGAAGGAGGUCCUUCAGAAAGCAAUGGAGGAGAACAACAACUUCAGCAAGAUGGCAGAGGAGAAACUUAACCAGAAAAUGGAAGCCAACAAAGAAAACCGCACAGCACGCAUGGCAGCUCUGAAUGAGAAAUUCAAAGAGAAGGACAAGAAGCUCGAAGAGGUACGAAAGAACAAAGAAACAAAAGAGGGGGCAGAGGGUGAAAACUAAGUUUCCUCUCUCAUUUUCCUUUUCAUUUAGGGUAUAGUAUUGGGUUUUUUAAUGUAUCCAAAGAUUUAUUUUUUGUUGCAUUAAAUUGCCUGUUUUCCAUAUUUGGAUCCAUGUACUUGCCACUUUUUUUAUUAAGGGGUUUUGGGGAAAAGCUGGUGCACAACAUUUCAUCAGUUUAUGUGUAUUCAGUUCUGUCUUUUCAUCCUCUCUAACCUGUAGAUUUAUCCAGUUGCAGCUCUAUAGCGUUUAAAAUGAGCAGCGUUUCACUGAUAGGGAAGCAUGCCUGUGUUAUGCAUAGGUCUAAUAUAUACUUGGUAUACUGCAUUGUGCAAGUCCACCUGUUCCCUUGUAUGUCAGUACUGCCAUCCUAUGAGCUUAAUAAAGUUGCACAGUUGUUUGUUAUUGUA